Molecule: messenger RNA, 5000 nt
Organism: Octodon degus (degu)
Lineage: Eukaryota; Metazoa; Chordata; Mammalia; Rodentia; Octodontidae
Gene: Atp7a
Product: ATPase copper transporting alpha
Exons: 23
Coding region: 162-4661 (1499 amino acids)
Biological process (GO): monoatomic cation transport
Cellular component (GO): membrane
Molecular function (GO): copper ion binding; ATP hydrolysis activity; ATPase-coupled monoatomic cation transmembrane transporter activity
Source: RefSeq, a predicted model, not a curated record
CCACAGCUGGCACAACCUCUGCCGCCGCCGCUGCUACGGUGUCUCCUCGGAGUGUGUGAGCUUGGAGGCUUCGUGGGUGGAUUUACAGCUGCCGCCCUCCGCGUCGCUACGGAGGUUGAACCAUAGGAAAAAAAACCCAGGAAUGUAAAGAAGAAAUCAUAAUGGAUGCAAGUAUUAAUAUGAAUUCUGUUACCAUCUCUGUUGAGGGAAUGACAUGUAAUUCCUGUGUUUGGACCAUUGAAAAGCAUAUUGGAAGCGUGAAUGGUGUUCAUCAUGUUAAAGUCUCAUUGGAAGAAAAAAGUGCAACUAUUAUUUAUGACUCUAAACUACAGACUCCAAAGACUCUACAGGAAGCUAUUGAUGACAUGGGCUUUGAUGCUAUUCUCCAUAAUCCUAAUCCUCUCCCUGUGUUAACUGAUACUGUGUUUCUGACUGUUACUGCCCCACUGGCUUUGCCGUGGGACCAUAUCCAAAGCACACUGCUGAAGAUCAGGGGUGUGACAGACAUUAAAAUCUCCCCACAGCAAAAAACUGUGGCAGUGACAAUAAUUCCUUCUGUAGUGAGUGCUAAUCAGAUAAUAGAGCUAGUUCCAGAUCUAAGUUUGGACUUUGGAACUCCAGAGAAAAAUUCAGGAACUUGUGAAGAUCACAGUAUGGCUCAAGCAAGUGAAGUUAUGGUGAAGAUGAAAGUGGAAGGGAUGACCUGCCAUUCAUGCACUAGCACCAUUGAAGGAAAACUUGGGAAACUGCAAGGUGUUCAGCGAAUUAAAGUCUCCUUGGACAACCAAGAAGCUACUAUUAUUUAUCAACCUCAUCUUAUCACAGUAGAAGAAAUAAAGAAACAGAUUGAAGCUGUGGGUUUUCCAGCAUAUGUCAAAAAACAGCCCAAGCACCUCAAAUUGGGAGCUAUUGAUGUAGAGCGUCUGAAGAACACACCAGUGAGAUCACCAGAAGGAUCACAGCCAAGAAGUCCAUCAUAUACCAAUGAUUUAACAGCCAUUUUCAUCAUAGAUGGCAUGCAUUGUAAAUCUUGUGUAUCAAAUAUUGAAAAUGCUUUAUGUACACUCCAUUAUGUAAGCAGUGUGGUAGUUUCUUUAGAGAACAGAUCUGCUACUGUAAAGUACAAUGCAAAUUUAGCCACUCCAGAAAAACUGAGAAAAGCAAUAGAAGUUGUUUCUCCAGGACAGUAUACAGUUAGUAUUGCAAGUGAAGGGGAAAAUACCUCCAACUCUCUCUCCAACUCAUCUCUUCAAAAGAUUCCUUUGAACAUACUCACCCAACCUCUGACUCAAGAAACUGUGAUAAACAUUGAUGGCAUGACUUGUAAUUCUUGUGUGCAGUCUAUUGAAGGUGUCAUAUCAAAAAAGAAAGGUGUAAAAUCGAUACAAGUCUCUCUUGAAAAUAGUAAUGGGACUAUUGAGUACGAUCCUUUACUGACAUCUCCAGAAACCUUGAAAGAAGCAAUAGAAGACAUGGGAUUUGAUGCUGCCUUGUCAGACGUAAAUGAGCCAUUGAGAAUAAUAGCACAGCCCUCAUUGGAAACACCACUCUUGCCCUCAACCAAUGAAUUAAAUAAAAAGAUGACACCAGUUCAUAACAAGGAUGAGCAAAAGACUUCAUCUAAGUGUUACAUACAAGUCACGGGCAUGACUUGUGCUUCUUGUGUAGCAAACAUUGAACGGAAUUUGAGGCGAGAAGAAGGAAUAUAUUCUGUACUUGUAGCACUGAUGGCUGGCAAGGCAGAAGUAAGGUAUAAUCCUACUGUUAUACAACCCCAGCUGAUCUCAGAGUUCAUCCGAGAACUUGGAUUUGGUGCCACUGUGAUAGAAACUGCUGAAGAAGGGGAUGGUGUUCUGGAACUUGUUGUGAGAGGAAUGACAUGUGCCUCCUGUGUACAUAAAAUAGAAUCUACUCUAACAAAACACAGAGGAAUCUUCUACUGUUCUGUGGCCCUGGCAACCAACAAAGCACAUAUUAAAUAUGAUCCAGAAAUCAUUGGUCCUAGGGACAUUAUCCACACAAUUGAAAGCUUAGGUUUUGAAGCUUCUUUGGUCAAGAAGGAUCGGUCAGCAAGUCACCUAGACCAUAAGCGAGAAAUAAGACAAUGGAGACGAUCCUUCCUUGUGAGCCUGUUUUUCUGUAUUCCUGUAAUGGGCCUGAUGAUAUAUAUGAUGGUUAUGGACCAUCACCUUGAAACUCUUCACCAUAAUCAGAACAUGAGUAAUGAAGACAUGAUCAAUAUUCAUUCUUCUAUGUUUCUGGAGCGCCAGAUCUUUCCAGGAUUGUCCAUUAUGAAUUUGCUGUCAUUUUUAUUGUGUGUACCUGUACAGUUUUUUGGAGGCUGGCACUUCUACAUUCAGGCUUACAAAGCACUGAAGCAUAAGACGGCAAACAUGGAUGUACUGAUUGUGCUGGCAACCACAAUUGCCUUUGCCUACUCUUCAGUUAUUCUUCUUGUUGCAACAUAUGAGAGAGCCAAAGUGAACCCUAUUACGUUCUUUGACACACCUCCUAUGCUAUUUGUGUUUAUUGCGCUGGGCCGCUGGCUGGAACAUAUAGCAAAGGGCAAAACAUCAGAGGCUCUUGCAAAACUAAUUUCACUACAAGCUACAGAAGCAACUAUUGUGACUCUCAACUCUGAAAAUAUCCUCCUGAGUGAAGAACAAGUGGAUGUGGAACUCGUACAACGUGGAGAUAUCAUUAAAGUGGUUCCAGGAGGCAAAUUUCCAGUGGAUGGUCGUGUUAUUGAAGGACAUUCUAUGGUAGAUGAAUCCCUCAUCACAGGAGAGGCAAUGCCUGUGGCUAAAAAACCUGGCAGCACAGUAAUUGCUGGUUCUAUUAAUCAGAAUGGAUCCAUACUUAUCCGUGCAACCCAUGUUGGAGCAGAUACAACCCUUUCUCAAAUUGUCAAACUUGUGGAAGAGGCACAAACAUCAAAGGCUCCUAUCCAGCAGUUUGCAGACAAACUCAGUGGCUAUUUUGUUCCUUUUAUUGUCCUUGUUUCUAUUGCUACCCUCUUGGUAUGGAUUAUAAUUGGAUUUCUGAAUUUUGAAAUUGUGGAAGCCUACUUUCCUGGUUACAAUAGAAGCAUCUCCCGAACAGAAACAAUAAUACGCUUUGCAUUUCAAGCCUCUAUCACAGUUCUAUGUAUUGCAUGUCCCUGUUCACUGGGACUGGCCACCCCGACUGCUGUGAUGGUGGGUACAGGAGUAGGCGCUCAGAAUGGCAUUCUUAUCAAAGGUGGAGAGCCAUUAGAGAUGGCUCAUAAGGUAAAAGUAGUGGUAUUUGAUAAGACUGGAACCAUUACCCAUGGAACCCCAGUAGUGAGUCAAGUAAAGGUUCUAGUGGAAAGUAAUAGGAUUUCACGCAAUAAGAUCCUGGCCAUUGUGGGAACCGCUGAAAGUAACAGUGAACAUCCUCUAGGAGCAGCUGUAACCAAAUACUGCAAACAGGAACUGGACACUGAAACCUUGGGUACCUGUAUAGAUUUCCAGGUUGUACCAGGAUGUGGUAUUAGCUGUAAAGUUACCAAUAUUGAAGGCUUGCUACAUAAGAAUAACUGGAAGAUAGAGGAAAAUAACAUUAAAAAUGCAUCCCUGAUUCAAAUUGAUGCAAGUAAUGAACCAUCAUCAACUUCGUCUUCCAUGAUUAUUGAUGCCCAACUCUCAAAUGCUGCUAAUACUCAGCAGUACAAAGUCCUCAUUGGCAACCGGGAGUGGAUGGUUAGAAAUGGUCUCAUCAUUAAUAAUGACAUAGAUGAUUCUAUGAUUGAGCAUGAAAGAAAAGGGCGCACUGCUGUAUUGGUGGCAGUUGAUGAUGAGCUGUGUGGCCUGAUAGCCAUUGCUGAUACAGUGAAGCCUGAAGCAGAGCUGGCUGUGCACAUUCUGAAAUCUAUGGGCUUAGAAGUAGUUCUGAUGACUGGAGACAACAGUAAAACAGCUAGAUCUAUUGCUUCUCAGGUUGGUAUUACUAAGGUGUUUGCUGAAGUUCUGCCUUCCCACAAAGUUGCUAAGGUAAAGCAACUUCAAGAGGAGGGGAAGCAAGUAGCCAUGGUAGGAGAUGGUAUCAAUGACUCCCCAGCUCUGGCAAUGGCGAAUGUUGGAAUUGCCAUCGGCACAGGCACAGAUGUAGCCAUUGAAGCAGCUGAUGUGGUUUUGAUAAGGAAUGAUCUUCUGGAUGUAGUGGCAAGUAUUGACUUAUCAAGAAAAACAGUCAAGAGGAUUCGGAUAAAUUUUGUUUUUGCUCUAAUUUAUAAUCUUGUUGGAAUUCCUAUCGCUGCUGGAAUUUUUAUGCCCAUUGGCUUGGUUUUGCAACCCUGGAUGGGAUCUGCAGCAAUGGCUGCUUCAUCUGUUUCUGUGGUACUUUCUUCUCUCUUUCUCAAACUUUAUAGGAAACCAACUUAUGAGAAAACCGAACUACAUGCCCAGAGCCAGAUAGGAGAGAAGAGUCCUUCAGAAAUCAGCGUUCAUAUUGGAAUAGAUGACACCUCAAGAAAUUCUCCUAAACUGGGUUUGCUGGAUCGGAUUGUGAACUACAGCAGAGCCUCUAUAAACUCACUACUGUCUGAUAAACGUUCCCUAAAUAGUGUUGUUACUAGUGAACCUGACAAGCACUCACUCCUGGUGGGAGACCUCAGGGAAUAUGAUGACACCACACUGUAAAAGGCCACGGAGAAUGCUGCUAGUUGAAAUUGUUAUGCACUGACAUGCAUUCAUGCCUUCACCUUAGCUUUUCAAAGUAUCGUGGAAAGAUUUUGUGUUGAUCUCAUCCUCUUAUAUGAGUGAUUCUGUUUGAGUUGCCUUUGUCUAAUGACAGAAAUAUCUUUUUUCGGGGCAUGAGCUCUGAACCUGGUUUUAUUGAAAAUGAAGUAUUUUUUUAACUUUUUUUUGUUUUUAUUUGUGACAGAUAAGAUAGGAUAGCCAGGUUUACAUUAAACUGUACACUUUGGGAUUGCUGAUUUAGCUGCUAAGGUGAUAGAUUUUUUUAUUUGACCACAAAAA